GGAGCGGCGGGGCUGCCGCGGCUCGCUGUGCCCCGGCAUCGCUGCCGGAGCUCCAACCCCUCUCCCGGAGCUCCUUCCUCACUCCGUCUGUCUGUCCGCCCUGCUGGAAGCUCUCCGCAGCUCCCCGGGCCAGGAGAGGUUGGAGGAGAGGCGGACGGAGGCGCUGCGAGGAAGAGGAGGGCCGGGAUGAAAUUCAUCGCUGCUUGUUACGUGCUGCCUCUCUUUCCUGCUCUGGUCCUUGGCACUAGACAGGGCUAUGAAGAACUGGAAAGACAGCUGAAGGAAGUCUUUAAGGAGAGGAGCAACCUACUUCAACAACUGUUAAAGACUUCUAAAGAACUUCAGGGAAUUAAAGUCAACCUCCAGUCUUUAAAAAAUGAUGAAGCAUCCACCAAAAGUGAUGUGCAGAAACUUCUGGAACUGGGCCAGAACCAAAGGGAAGUGAAAUCUCUCCAGGAAGCUUUUCAAAAGCAGCUUAAUGAGGCAGCUGAGAAAGCAGAGAAGCAGCAGGCCACCAUUAACUUUUUGAAGACUGAAAUGGAAAGGAAGAGCAAAAUGAUCCGAGACCUCCAGAACGAGAACAAAAGCCUCAAAAACAAGCUCUUGUCAGGAAACAAGCUUUGUGGCAUGCAUGCAGAAGAGUCAAAAAAGAUUCAAGCCCAGCUGAAAGAGCUUCGUUAUGGGAAAAAGGAUUUGAUUUUUAAGGCACAACAGCUCACAGAUCUGGAGCAAAAACUGUCAGUUGCAAAAGACAAAUUGGAAAACGCAGCCCUUGACAAAGAGUCCCAGCUGAAAGCCCUGAAGGAGACUGUGCAGCUCUGCCUGUCCUCUGUUCUGCGCAGCCAGCCUGCCACCGCCAACCUCGUCUCCUCCAAACCAGCUGGGAGGCUGACCUCCCCCAGUGCAAAGGGCUCCAAAGUUCUACUGCAAGGGACAAGCACCAAGGUCUGGCAAAACGCCUCAGCAGAGAAAGAGAAUUUUCAUGUGGCCUUGAAAAAGGAAGAAAAUCAAAGCACCCAGGAGUGUGACUCUCAAGAUGUUGCCAAGACAUGUUUGGGGAAUCGUAAUGACUCAACAUCUCAUUUGAAGGCUGCAGAAACAGGCACAAGCUUUCAGAAGUUUCACAGCCCUCCAUGGACUACACCUGAAGAUAAAAAAUCACCUGAAAAAAAGGAGAAAAAAUACGAAGAAUCAGUUAGUUCACCAGGAAAAAACCUCUAAAUGCUACUGAUCUACAUUGAAAACUGCCAAUCACUUCAUCCUCAUGUUCUGUUAGCACAAAGGCAUGAAAUGUCCCAGGUUUCUAAAGCAUGGAUUUUUCACUAUUUUAUGAAUGUCUGUAAAUUAGUCUAGAACAGACCAGUUAGUACCUUACAGCAAUAAUCCAAAAUGGAUGUUUGAAGAAAUGCUUUGUAAUGCAGUCCAGGUUUUGAAUUCUUGUUCUACCUUUAUCAGUAAUUGUAUACUGUAAAUUACCUUCUUUGUAAACAACAGUCAUUCUCAAGUCUGUUUCUCAGUCUGUUUUAUUUCAUGUAGUUUUGUGGCAGAUUAGGUUCUAAUAUUUAGGGGCAGGGGGGGAAGAUAGCUGUGUAACCACAUCUGAAGUACAGUCCUAAAGUGCAACUGUAAAAAGAGAACUGUGUGCAUGGGGGUCCAUGUAUACUUCCCUUUUAGUACUUCCAUCUCAAAUCUACUUACUUACACAAUAAAAUAUGUUUAUUUUGUUCCUUUUUUCCCUCA
Haemorhous mexicanus (house finch) is the source of this 1740-nucleotide messenger RNA. It is a transcript of the gene LUZP2, whose product is annotated as leucine zipper protein 2. NCBI's taxonomy places the organism in Eukaryota, Metazoa, Chordata, Aves, Passeriformes, Fringillidae. Bases 187 to 1221 code for a protein of 344 amino acids. The transcript is spliced from 12 exons. The record is from RefSeq and is a predicted model, not a curated record.